This is a messenger RNA of Eruca vesicaria subsp. sativa (arugula), 1606 nucleotides long. NCBI's taxonomy places the organism in Eukaryota, Viridiplantae, Streptophyta, Magnoliopsida, Brassicales, Brassicaceae. The record is from the annotation of a GenBank genome assembly.
UCGUAUCAUCCCAAAACUCAUCUCUCUCUCUCUCUCUCUCUCAUUUUCGAUUCUUUUCUUUCAAACGCUUUCUAGGGUUUCUCAAAUCUUGACCCUUUCCUCCUCAAACAAGAAACCUUUGAGGCAAACACGAACCCAACAAAGAAAAGAGACAAACCCAGAAAACAAAGUUUUAAACUUUUUUUGUUCUUGUCCGAAUCAUUCUUCAUAAAGAUUCCGUCUUUUACCUUUUGUACAAACAUGACACCCGCAAAGCUCAAAACUUUACCUCAAAACCGCUCCUUCUAGCUUCCUUUUUCCAUCUCCCUAACCUCCUUUUUUUCCUUCUAGAUGGGUUGUGUUCAAUGCAAAUGUUGUAGCCGCUACCCAUCUUCAUCCUCAGAACCCGCCUCCUCCCGUGGACACGCCAAAGGCAACAAAGACUCCUCCUCCUCCUCCACCUCCGUCGUCCUCCAAAAGCCUCUCGGCCCAACAACAAUCCAAAUCCCAUCUCCCAACUUCGAAUUGGUCUACUCCGUCCUCUCUCAACGAGGCUACUACCCUGACUCACCAGACAAAGAGAAUCAAGACACUUACUGCGUCAAAACCGAGCUCCAGAACAACCCUAACGUCCACCUCUUCGGUGUCUUCGACGGCCACGGCGUCUUCGGUACUCAAUGCUCGAACUUCGUUAAAGACAGAGUCGUUGAGCUUUUGUCUGAAGACGUUACUCUCCUUGAGGACCCGGAGAAGGCUUACAAGUCUGUUUUCUUGAAAGUGAAUGAAGAGUUGCAUAGCAGUGAGAUUGAUGAUUCGAUGAGUGGGACUACUGCGAUUACGGUUCUUGUAGUUGGGGAUAAGAUUUACGUUGCGAAUGUUGGGGAUUCGAGGGCUGUGUUGGCUGUUAGAGAUGGGAGUGGUGGUCAUAGGAACAGGGUUGUUGCGGAGGAUUUGUCUUAUGAUCAGACGCCGUUUAGGAGAGAUGAGUGUGAGAGGGUGAAAGGGUGUGGAGCGAGAGUGUUGAGUGUUGAUCAGGUUGAAGGGUUGAAGGAUCCGAGUGUGCAGACUUGGGCUAGUGAAGAGAAUGAAGGUGGUGACCCGCCUAGGCUUUGGGUGCAGAACGGGAUGUAUCCGGGGACGGCUUUUACUAGAAGUGUUGGUGAUAGUUUAGCUGAAGGGAUUGGUGUUACUGCGGAGCCUGAAGUGUCUAUGGUUAAGCUUUCGCCGAAUCAUUUGUUCUUUGUUGUUGCGAGUGAUGGGAUCUUUGAGUUUCUUCCGAGCCAAGCUGUUGUUGAUAUGGUGGGGAGAUAUGCUGAUCCGAGAGAUGGAUGUGCAGCAGCUGCAGCGGAGUCAUACAAACUGUGGUUGCAGCAUGAGAAUAGGACAGAUGAUAUCACAAUUAUCAUUGUACAGAUAAAAAACUUGUGUAAUGAAUGAUGAUGAUGAUGGCAUGGUUCACAUUCCUCUUUGCCUCUUUGUGUUGUUUCUUUUUGUGUUUCUAUGUCAAGAGAUUCAUCAUAUAUAGCAAAAAGUAAAAGUGUGUUGAAAAGAGAUUCUUAUACAGAGUUAAAAGACAUGUUUAAUGCAACAUUUUCUCCAAAGAGUUGCUUUGGUGCAGAGAUGAAGC